AUGCCCGACUACUUUAAUACCGUGGAGGAACUGUGCGAUUCAGGGAAAGCUUCUUACUCUACUAUUCAUCCCAAGUGUCCAACCAGCUACACUGUCAAUACAGUUGCCUGCAUUAUCCGCCAUUCCUCCUCCUCCUCCUCCUUCCUUCCCACCCGUGUUUCAUCCCCAAAUCUCCUUCAAGCUGUUCUCUCUACCGCCACAUCUCAUGCCAAAACUGUCACUGCUUCCAUGAGUUGUGGUUCUAUUCCACCACGCCCACGUGCGGAGUGUGUGUGGCCUGUCCUCGGCUGUGUGAAAGAACAGGGCGCUGACUUUGAGUUGGUUGAAACGUGUCCCACCCUGUGCCGAUCGGGUCAUUUCGCAAACUGCACUCUGCUUGUGUCCACCUCCUUCCUCCUCUUGUGGAUUGUUUACUUCCCAAAAGCUCACCUUUUGAACCGAUUUAUGCUUUGCGGAUUUGGCCUCGGGCUCAUGACACACUUCCGUCCACGAAGGGUAGUGGCUUCAUCAGUGUGCAAUUCCUCCCAACUUCUGGUUUCAAGAAGUAGUAUUGACCCGCCUCACACCUCCACAAAAUUCGUAUGCGUCGCCUGCCUGUUGGAUUUUCCUCCUCCAACAUUCCCCACCGAAGGGCACAUCAAGCUACCUAUUGCAAGAGGACCACUUCCACACGCAACAGGACCUCGACAGGGUCUUAACAACUCCUACCAUUCUGCCCACAUUUCCGCCUCCCCCAUGCCUCCCGUGAUUUGCGCCUCGAACUAUCCCCGACAGAAUCACUCCACCUCCUAUCAGACACCGAUAUCCUCUGAGGAGCGGGCCCCUGCGGCUCCAAUUCCAGCUCGACGACAGUUUAGCAAUCACCACUAUCAUCUACCUCCCAAUCCGCCUCUUCAAAGGCUUCGUUCUCCACCGCCACCAUCACAACACCAACAACAACAACAACCGUUUCCACCGUUACCAAUGCAUCAGUCUCAAUCUCAUUUCACUAUCCAAAUGCCUUCCAGUCGAGGCACUGCCUUCAAGAAGUUGAACAACACUGCCGCACCCCCUCCCUAUGACUCACUCAGAUCUGUUAUCGGUAAUCCAGCCAAUCAGCGAACUCAUCAUGCAACAGGACCACCACUACCUGUCUACUUUUCACCCAGUCUGACUGCGAGUCCCACGCCUCAGAUGCGGAAUAGGAAUGCAACACCGAAUGUGGGAACCCCCGUGGGUGGAGCGAUACUGCCAGGGGCUAAGAAAACCUCGCCUCUACCCUCCACUCGGCUCCAGCAUCAACGCCCUGAGGUCUUGUCUCCUAUGUACCAGACCGCGGCAAAAUUGACUUUGAAUGGCGAUCAUGACGAAACGGCCGCGGGAGAAGUGGAGGAAUAG
Molecule: messenger RNA, 1377 nt
Organism: Echinococcus granulosus
Lineage: Eukaryota; Metazoa; Platyhelminthes; Cestoda; Cyclophyllidea; Taeniidae
Exons: 7
Coding region: 1-1377 (458 amino acids)
Source: RefSeq, a predicted model, not a curated record